Messenger RNA from Coccidioides posadasii C735 delta SOWgp, 1123 nucleotides. RefSeq lists its product as uncharacterized. Gene Ontology annotation, cellular component: nucleus. NCBI's taxonomy places the organism in Eukaryota, Fungi, Ascomycota, Eurotiomycetes, Onygenales, Onygenaceae. Gene Ontology annotation, molecular function: DNA-binding transcription activator activity, RNA polymerase II-specific; RNA polymerase II transcription regulatory region sequence-specific DNA binding. Gene Ontology annotation, biological process: regulation of transcription by RNA polymerase II. The record is from RefSeq and is a predicted model, not a curated record.
GACGGAUUGAACAUCGAAAACUGCUUUUCCCUGGGAUCUGUCCGCCUCGUGGUCGCCAUUUCAGUCGCUCUUGUGUGACAUCUACCGGGUUUCGCCCGCUAUCGCUGCUGCGCUGCUUAUCCCUUCUCUCCGGCUUCAGCCGCCGACAAAACUCCCCCUUUGCGCUUCCCUGUCCAUCUCCAUCGCCGAUCUGAGUUGAUCCAGCGUGCUCCCUGGCAUCACUUCCAAGCAAAGUUCGACUCCUCUGAGUUGGACGCCCAUCCCCAAGCCCUCUACCAUGUCAGGCUACAACGGGCGCCGGGCCCCCAACUUCUCUCAGUACUUGAAUGACCUGAACACUGUUCCCUCUCCCUACGAUCAGACAUUGCAGCAGGACCAAGGCCUCUUCGACGUCGACGCAGAAUUGGCUCUUUUCACGAAUGCAGAGUUCUUUGACUUUGACUCCAGAGGAGAUAUGUCAAGUCACGUACCCGUCUCCCUUGGCGAGGACCUCGCACAGUCAGAGCCGACCUCGAGUCAGGACGUAAAGUACCUGGAUAUGUUGAAUGACUUCAACCUCCCAAACUAUCAAUAUUACACAACCGCAAUGGGCCCCGCUCAGGCUCCCGCCUAUUCUGCCCCUCCACAGCAACCACCAAGUCACACAAAUGCCGCUUCAGGCUCGCCUCCUCAGCCCGUUGCCAGUCAGCCUACCCCGCAAGAGACCCAGCCCAGACCUCAACACACCACAACCACCCCCACUACUGUAGGAACCAAGCGGAAGCAGGACGCGUCCACCCUUGAUGAAGCCGCCCGUUUAGCCCAAGAAGAAGAUAAAAGACGCCGCAACACUGCAGCUAGCGCUCGAUUCCGUAUCAAGAAGAAGGAACGCGAGAAGAACCUCGAGCGCACUGUCAAAGACGUCACAGCCAAGAACGCCGCUUUGGAAGCUCGCGUUAGUCAACUCGAACUGGAGAACCGGUGGCUUAAGAACCUAAUUACCGAGAAGAACGGAUCGAUGCUUUCUGACGGCGACAUUUCGGGCAUGUUUACCAAAUUUCGAGAUAGCAAAGAAGGACAGGCUGCCACCCAACAGCAGCAAGUGAAAACAGAGACGGAUGAGACGGAAUCGAGGGCUUCGUGA